Molecule: messenger RNA, 981 nt
Organism: Puntigrus tetrazona (Sumatra barb)
Lineage: Eukaryota; Metazoa; Chordata; Actinopteri; Cypriniformes; Cyprinidae
Gene: srp14
Product: signal recognition particle 14
Exons: 5
Coding region: 132-461 (109 amino acids)
Biological process (GO): SRP-dependent cotranslational protein targeting to membrane
Cellular component (GO): signal recognition particle, endoplasmic reticulum targeting
Molecular function (GO): 7S RNA binding; endoplasmic reticulum signal sequence receptor activity
Source: RefSeq, a predicted model, not a curated record
CAAACCGGAUGUGGCGCCGCUGGAGGGCGGUAGUGACGUCACGCGACGCCGCGCCGGAAGGGGCGGGGCUCGCGAGCGGCUGAGCGACGUGUUCCAAGCGCACCGUUAGCGGCUCAUUCAUCGCUCCAGACAUGGUGCUGUUAGAAAACGACGCGUUUCUGACUGAACUCACUCGGCUGUUCCAGAAGUGCAGGACCAGUGGCAGCGUGGUCAUCACUUUAAAGAAAUAUGACGGCAGAACGAAGCCGGUCCCCAGAAAGGGCCACCCGGAGACCUUUGAACCGGCCGACAACAAAUGUCUCAUCAGAGCGUCGGAAGGCAAGACCAAAAUCAGCACGGUGGUCAGCACCAAAGAAGUAAUAAAAUUUCAGAUGGCGUAUUCAAACUUGUUGCGGGCGCACAUGGACGGCUUGAAAAAGAAAGACAAAAAGAGCAAAAGCAAGAAAACUAAAGCCACAUAGUGACGGGCCGCGCAGGAGAGCUGUGCACUCGUCCCUUCUCACCGGUGCCACGCCACCUUCCCAUCAUCCCCUGCGGCGCGUCUGGAAACCUGCCUCCCUCUCCUGCUCGUCCUCCGCCGUUCACUUCCUCGUCCCGGGUUUAAGAGCGUCUCUGAGCUGUUCGGCGGACGCCGGGAGGCGCUGCGUUCAUACGCCAAGCCAUAUUUUGAUUUCUAGCAGUGUUUUAGACGGCGAGAGAACAUCGCGCUCGCUAACUUUCUCCUGUCGUAACGAUUAUAUUUCGGUUCUCCGCCGCUGUUUAUUAUUUUUAAUUUUUUUUGAGUGUUUUUCUCAUUUUGUCGGGAAGCGUUCGAGGUCUUUGUAAAGCGUCUCUCAUUUGACCUGAACAAAAGCACCCUUGUAGAUUUGCAAAUAAAAAGAGCACAUUUAUUGAUCACCAGAACACCCCGGAGACGUUUGGACUGAGACUGAGUCUCGUACGGACCGUGCACUGCUAAAAAGAAUAAAUACAGUAUGUACA